Anastrepha obliqua is the source of this 548-nucleotide messenger RNA. Its product is annotated as nematocyst expressed protein 3-like. The transcript is spliced from 2 exons. The record is from RefSeq and is a predicted model, not a curated record. Bases 39 to 548 code for a protein of 169 amino acids. NCBI's taxonomy places the organism in Eukaryota, Metazoa, Arthropoda, Insecta, Diptera, Tephritidae.
ACUGUCAACUACCAGCACAAAUCCUAAACAAAAGCAAAAUGUUCAAAUUCGUGACUUUCGUUCUUGCCGCUCUCGUCGCUUGCGUGUCAGCCCAUGUAGCACCACUAGCCGCUGCUCCUCUGGCUGUCGCUGCCUACGCCAAUGCACCAUUGUACGCCGCUGGUGGCAGUAGUCAAAUCGACGUACGCAACAACUAUGAUGGCACACUUUCAUCGUACACCACAACACCAUUCCAAUAUUCUGGUCCCUUCGCUAGCCGCUAUGUGUCCGGUGUACCCGCUGCCUAUGCUGCUGCUGCUCCACUGAGCGCUCCAUUAGCUGUUCCAGCUUUAGCUAAAUACGCUGCGCCAGCUGCUUUCGCCGCGCCCGCACCAUUGGCUGCUUUACCAGCUCCUCUGGCUGCUUUGCCCGCUCCCUUGGCUGCUGCGCCCGCACCUCUGGCUGCUUUGCCCGCUCCCUUGGCCGCUGCGCCCGCACCUCUUGCUGCAGCACCAUUUGCUGCGCCCUAUGCCGCGCCUUUCGCUGCCCCAGCUCAAUAUGCUUGGUAG